Messenger RNA from Pundamilia nyererei, 2148 nucleotides. It is a transcript of the gene mylipa, whose product is annotated as myosin regulatory light chain interacting protein a. The transcript is spliced from 7 exons. The record is from RefSeq and is a predicted model, not a curated record. Gene Ontology annotation, cellular component: cytoskeleton. Gene Ontology annotation, biological process: ubiquitin-dependent protein catabolic process. The coding region runs from base 175 to 1620 and encodes 481 amino acids. Gene Ontology annotation, molecular function: ubiquitin-protein transferase activity. Lineage: Eukaryota; Metazoa; Chordata; Actinopteri; Cichliformes; Cichlidae.
UCAUUGAUAUACCCUACAGCUGGUGGCUGCGGACACCAAACGGAGUGAAAGGGCUAAGAAAGUGAUGACGGCUUGAUGUAGAGGGGUUGUGUUUUUUUUAAGCGAAGGCUCGAGAGUUGGUAGAGUGUUUUAAAGAGUGGCACACCAAAGAUUUUCAGAAACAAAACAGUCAAAAUGCUCUGCCACGUUACUCGUCCGGAUUCGGUGGUGAUGGAAGUGGAAGUUGAUGCGAAGGCGAACGGUGAAGAUUGCCUCAACAAGGUUUGCAGAAAGUUGGGCAUAAUCGAAGUAGACUACUUUGGGCUGCAGUUCACAGGCAGCAAAGGAGAAAACCUGUGGCUGAAUCUGAGGAACCGCAUCAGCCAGCAGAUGGAUAAUUUGACACCCUGUCGGCUCAGGCUGCGGGUCAAGUUCUUCGUGGAGCCCCAUCUGAUUCUGCAGGAGCAGACGAGACACAUUUUCUUUACGCACGUGAAGGAGGACCUCCAUAACGGUCACCUGCGUAUGGGCUCGGAGCAAGCCGAGGAGCUGAGUGCACUCCUGGCACAAGCAGAGUUUGGCGACUACAACCAAAACACAGCCCAGUACUGGUAUUCAGAGCUGUGUGGAGAAGAGCCCAGCCCCGCCACCAUCGACAGUAUCAUUUCCAGACACAAAACUCUAGAAGGUCUGAGCCAGGGCUCAGUGGAGUAUCAGGCCCUGCAGCUGGUCUCCUCUCUGGAGCAUUACGGCGUGGAGUGGCACUGGGCUCGCGACGCAGACGGUCAGAGGAUGGCAAUAGGAGUUGGUCCUGAAGGCAUCGCUAUUUGCAAGGAGGAUUUCAGCUUGGUCAACAGGAUAAGCUAUCCAAUCAUCCAGAUCGCCACCCAGUCGGGGAAAAGUGUCUACCUGACAGUUACCAAGGACACGAAUGACAGCGUUGUGCUUCUGUUUAAGCUGAUCAGUAACCGGGCAGCCAGCGGCCUGUACCGAGCCAUCACAGAGACGCAUGCUUUCUACAGGUGUGACACAGUUACCAAUGCAGUGAUGAUGCAGUACAGCAGAGACUUCAAGGGCCACCUCGCCUCACUCUUCCUCAACGAAAACAUCAACCUGGGCAAAAAGUACGUUUUUGACAUCCGCCGUACCGCCAAGGAAGUGUACGACCACGCUCGGCGAGCGCUCUACAACUCUGGCGUGGUGGACCUGAUUUCCCGCUCUGAAAGCAGGGAUCGCUACUCCCCUUCACGCUCCCCAAGCAGGGACGGCGAGCAGGACAAGGGGCUGGACUGUGGCAGCUGCCAGCAAAGCCGCGCCCUGCAGGAACGUCUGCAGAAGCUCAGAGAGGCUCUGCUGUGCAUGCUCUGCUGCGAGGAGGAGAUAGAUGCUGCAUUCUGCCCCUGCGGCCAUAUGGUGUGCUGCCAGACCUGCGCAAAUCAGCUUCAGUUGUGUCCCGUGUGUCGAUCGGAGGUGGAGCACGUGCAGCAUGUCUACCUGCCCACUUGCACCAGCCUCCUGAACCUGACGUUGACAGACAACCACCAGCACCGCAGCAAUAUUCCCGCGCCCAUCCACAGAGACACGGCCUCUCCUCACACCUGCUCCACCACAGAGUAUGAACACAAGCUCUACCACACAUAAAGACGGCACCACCAAGAACUCCACCGUGAACACUUUGAAGUUAUAACAGACAGAUUUCAUACAAAAGGAGGAACAUUUGCUUUUUCAUCAGCUUUUUUUCCCUUUUUCUGUCCCUGACUGAACUUCAGAAAUGACCAAAAAUGGAAACUCCUGAGCAUAUUUAAAGAUCUCCGCACUUAAACUACACUGAUUCUUUGUUUUUGAUGAUGUUCAGUUUGUCACUGGUUCAUUAGUAUUUUUUUUUCCUUCCUUUUUGCUCUUUGUGUGUCAUUCUGUCCAAACAUUGUCUAUUUUAUUUUUUAAAAUAUCAUUAUGCCCUGCCACAGUAUCAUUUUUAUUAAGAUUAGGCUCUUAUUGUGAAUUAAAUUAUUGCAUCAGUUGACCUGAUACACAAUUAUGCUUUUGAACUUGUAUUUUGGUUGAAUGCUCCAUCGUGAGUAGCUCCUAGCCCUCCUAGACUGGCUAAAAACGGUAUUUAAUUGAGGGUGUUUUUGUUUUUUAAUAAUUAUUUUUGAAGCUUUGACAUUU